GUCGGUCAGAACACGGUAUUAGACACGUCAAGUCGUGCUUUCAAAUAUGCUAGGAUCCUUUGGCGAAAGAGAGGGGAAAAGUAUAUUCGUCUCACUUCCUUCGACUACGAACGAGCACACUUGAAAUCAAGGCUUGACGUGUCUGAAAGUGGUCUAACGUAGAUUCUUUUGUGAUACAUACUCAGCUGGAUAACCCAAAUAAACACAACUAAUUUGUUUUACAACAGAGAAUUUUAUGAUAGAUAAAUUACGCCAAAAAGCAAACGCAGCUUGAAACUCAGACAGCUGAUAACAGCUUAUUCCCAAACAAUUUGCAUUUGCUGUUCAAACAAUUAGAAAACGUAAAUGGGCAGAAUGCCCAUGUGUCGAAUUUGUUUUAAAGAAAGUUUGGAUAACUUUUCUAUUUUUAAAUAUGUGAAGAAAAACUACUUGCCCAGCAUCAUUUAUCUUAUCAGUGGAGUGAAGGUAUCUAAAGAGCAUGACAACGAUGCGCAAAUUUGUCAGCAUUGCGCUGCAUCAGUAUUGGUCGCCCAAAAUAUUAUAUUGCGGAUCCAAGAAUCGGAGGAAUUCUUCCAAUUUCAACGAUUACAGGAUAGUUGCUUGCAAAAGCUACCUCAUAGUACUUCUACUAAUGAAUACUCCCUACUAAAUGAUUAUGAAGUAUCCCAAGCUGCUUCCACCAGCAGUGGGGCAAACGUAAUAACAGAAGUUCAGCCAAUUAUAUCAAAUAGGGCUGAAGAAACCGACACAAACUGUUCAUCUCUUUGUGAGCCAGCGUCUAAACGCAGCAAAAAUGAUGUCACCACAUCGUCACAUAUAUUUAACUGUGAUCACUGCGAUUAUAGCACAAAGAUAGGUAAACGUAUAAUAGAACAUAGACAAACUAAACAUGGUGUCUGUGACCCGAACAUCUACGCCUGCAACCUGUGCACCCAAAGUUUUUCGUGGAAGCCGACACUCUACCGACACAUAUAACUUGUCCAUAAAACACUGCCGGCAGAAAAAAAGUAUCUGUGCAAUGAAUGUGGGCGCGCCUAUAUGCGUGAAAUACACCUUGUAGAGCACGUAAAACAACGGCAUGGACCACGCAACUUCAAAUGUCCUGAUCCACUAU
Molecule: messenger RNA, 1114 nt
Organism: Rhagoletis pomonella (apple maggot)
Lineage: Eukaryota; Metazoa; Arthropoda; Insecta; Diptera; Tephritidae
Exons: 2
Coding region: 346-975 (209 amino acids)
Cellular component (GO): nucleus
Molecular function (GO): zinc ion binding
Source: RefSeq, a predicted model, not a curated record